UCGAAAGGGGGGGGGGGGGGGGGGGAGAGAGAGAGAGAGAGAGAGACAGCGAGAGCGAGAGAGUGUGGGGAAGAUGAGACCGGAGAUCCAACUGUGCAUCGACUCAAGCUGAUACACGUCCUACUGAGAUCGGCAACAACGUCGUUCUUAUCACCGGUCUGCUCUUGCUUCCUGAAUGCCUCAUCAGAUCGAAGGACGAGAGAGAGAGGGGGGGCAGAGCAGAGAUGGAACCUGAAGCAUUAAUUCAAGCUGAUUAAUACCCUUCUGAGAUCGGCACAGCACCGUUCUUCUUCUCAAUGGCGUCUAAUCAAAUUUCGCAAGGGUACGGCUUGGAAACGACAGCCCUAAGCACCGCCCUCUUCAACGAAGGCCUCACUUGCGGGGCUUGCUUCGAGAUCGUGUGCGUGAACGACCCUCAAUGGUGCAUCAACAGGUCAUCAAUUAUCGUGACUGCGACCAAUUUCUUCCCUCAGAACUACACAGAGCCCAAUUUUGACCACUGGUGCAACCCUCCGCAGAAGCACUUUGAUCUCUCCAUGCCCAUGUUCACAAAGCUCGCAUACUAUAGGGCCGGGAUCAUCCCAGUCAAGUACCGGCGAACCCCAUGCAAGAAGCAGGGAGGGGUCAAGUUCGAGAUCAAGGGGAAUUCAUACUGGACGCUUGUAUUGAUUUACAACGUUGGCAGGGCUGGGGAUGUUACGGACGUCAAGAUGAAGGGUUCGAACACGGGGUGGAUCCAAAUGUCACGAAACUGGGGCCAGAAUUGGGAGAUGGGGACCGUCCUCACGGUUCAAAGCCUAUCGUUCCAGUUGGCCACGAGCGACGGGAAUUUUAUUGAAUUCAAUGACAUCGCCCCAUCGAACUGCCAAUUCGAUCAGACUUAUGAUGGAUGGAAGAACUUCUAAGUUAAUUAGUUCAUUGAUAGUUGUUCUUCUUAUGGUGAUGUGGUGAGUAAUUUUGUUCAACACCAUUAAUUAUGGUUUUAGAUUGUGUGUUAUGGGCGUAGGGAUGUGCCCAAUUUUUGUAGAUCUUGGAUAAAAAGAAAAAAUUACUUUCUGGGAUAUAGUAAUCUUAUCCAAUUUAAUUUUACUA
Molecule: messenger RNA, 1092 nt
Organism: Punica granatum (pomegranate)
Lineage: Eukaryota; Viridiplantae; Streptophyta; Magnoliopsida; Myrtales; Lythraceae
Source: RefSeq, a predicted model, not a curated record